GAUGUCGAUGAAUGCCAAAAUGGUAUCCAUGAGUGCAUCAAGGAUGUGGCAACAUGUGUAAAUCAACUUGGAUCCUACUAUUGUAUUUGUAAUCAUGGAUACACGGGGGACGGAAAAACCAGUUGCAUACCUGAAGGUGAGUUAUUUUUUUAUCACGUACGAGAAAAAUAUGAGGAAGAUAAAUAUCGGAAAAGUUUGAUUCAUAAAACCAAUAUUUCUUCCAAUGACUUCUUCUGAUUGGUUGAGAGAGUGUUGUGAGUUGUAUGGACCAAUCACAGAGCGAGGUAAAGCAAGGCAAUGCAAUCCGGGUUACUCUGGACACUCCAUUGAAAAAUGGUCUAAAAAUAAAGGUAGCUUUUGUAAUAAUCAAUUUGUCAUUAAUGAUUACUUAGAAUGUCGAAGAUACACGAAAUUGACGGACAAAACCAGGAAAACCACGUACGUUACCAGAAGAAAAAGAUGCGACAAACACCUUGGUCCUGGCUGGUUUCGUUUCCAAGGAAGAGCGGGAACAAAGAUGCCGACUAAAUGUCUAUCCAUGUCGAGAUGUGGUACUUAUGGAACAGGUUGGCUGCGCGGCACUCAUCCAUCAGUGGCUGAAGGCGCAGUUGACAGA
Messenger RNA from Pocillopora meandrina, 616 nucleotides. The record is from the annotation of a GenBank genome assembly. NCBI's taxonomy places the organism in Eukaryota, Metazoa, Cnidaria, Anthozoa, Scleractinia, Pocilloporidae.